UGGUUAUUGCUAGGGGACAGACAGCCUCAGAUCAAGCGCUACCGCUACAUCUUCAAUUUCGGGCAACAAAACGGCCGUUUUCAUCCCUUUGGGGAAUUAAUGUAACUUCUGUCUUUACACAAGUGUAGCUGAACGUAUUUUGGCAUUUAAUGGAAGUCAAACCAGCGGAGACGAGGCCUGCUGCCCGCUAGAAUAGAUGAUGUAGUUUAACGUUUUUCCAGCCGUUUGUUUAUCAGGUGUGACAGACGAAGCCGAGUCUCUGGAAGACUCCUGGCUACGACUUGAUUUGUUCCCCACAUCUAGCUCUCAAACUGGCUGACAUGGAUGAACAAAGUGUUGAGAGCAUCGCCGAGGUGUUUCGCUGCUUCAUCUGCAUGGAGAAACUGAGGGAUGCUCGUCUCUGCCCGCACUGCUCCAAACUCUGCUGCUUCAGCUGCAUACGACGGUGGUUGACGGAGCAGAGAGCCCAGUGUCCGCACUGUCGGGCUCCACUCCAGCUGAGAGAGCUGGUCAACUGUCGCUGGGCAGAGGAGGUCACCCAGCAGCUGGACACCCUGCAACUCUGCAGCCUCACCAAGCAUGAGGACAACGACAAGGACAAGUGUGAGAACCACCAUGAGAAGCUGAGUGUUUUCUGUUGGACCUGUAAGAAAUGCAUCUGUCACCAGUGUGCUCUCUGGGGAGGCAUGCAUGGCGGCCACACCUUCAAGCCUCUGGUGGAGAUCUAUGAGCAGCAUGUGACCAAAGUGAAGGAAGAGGUUGCCAAGCUGCGUCGCCGCCUCAUGGAGCUCAUCAGUCUGGUGCAGGAAGUGGAGAGGAAUGUGGAGGCUGUCAGGGGAGCGAAGGACGAGAGGGUUAGAGAGAUCCGAAACGCGGUGGAAAUGAUGAUCGCUCGCCUUGACAACCAGCUGAAAAACAAACUCAUCACCCUCAUGGGCCAGAAGACGUCCUUGACCCAGGAGACGGAGCUACUGGAGUCUCUCCUGCAGGAAGUGGAGCACCAGCUUCACUCGUGCAGUAAGAGUGAACUGAUCUCCAAGAGCCCAGAGAUCCUACUCAUGUUCCAGCAGGUCCAUCGGAAACCAAUGCAGUCUUUCGUCACCACGCCGGUCCCUCCAGACUUCACCAGUGAGCUGGUUCCUGCCUACGACUCCAGCACUUUUGUUCUGGUCAACUUCAGCACCCUGAGGCAGCGGGCUGACCCGGUCUACAGCCCGCCUCUGCAGAUAUCUGGGCUCUGCUGGAGACUCAAAGUCUACCCAGAUGGUAAUGGUGUGGUCCGUGGAAACUACCUGUCUGUCUUCUUGGAACUGUCUGCUGGACUCCCCGAAACAUCAAAGUAUGAGUACCGUGUGGAGAUGGUCCAUCAGGCCUCCAGUGACCCGACCAAAAACAUAAUUCGGGAGUUUGCCUCUGACUUUGAGGUUGGUGAAUGUUGGGGCUACAACCGCUUCUUCAGACUGGACCUUCUGGCCAGCGAGGGCUAUCUGAACAUGCAGACCGACACACUGGUCCUCCGCUACCAGGUUCGAUCACCUACCUUCUUCCAGAAGUGCAGAGAUCAGUACUGGUACAUCAGCCAGCUGGAGUCAGCCCAGAGCGGCUACAUCCAGCAGAUCAACAACCUCAAAGAGAGGUUGGCCAUCGAGCUGUUUCGCCGUCAGACGUCACGCAGCUCCUCGCCCCCCGACCUGAGGCUCGCUGCAGGCACCACAACUUCUGAAAGAGACCCUCGCUCGGUCAAGAGUGACGAUGACAUCCAGACCACUUUGAGCAACACCAAAAAAUGUGAAGAAGAAGAGAGGACCCAGCACGAUGACUCUAAUGAGCUGUCAGACGGAGACUUGGAGGUUGACUGUCUGACAGAGGAGGAGGUGAACCCGCUUGAUGGCAGCAGCACCUCAGGGAGCUCAACAGCUACCAGCAACACAGAGGAGAAUGACAUCGAUGAGGAAACCAUGUCUGGAGAGAAUGAUGUAGACUUCAUUGGGAAUCUGGAGACAGAAGAAGGAGAGCUUCCUGAUGAUUUGGCUGGAGCCACAGGCGGAUCCAAUGUGCGUUCCUUGCAUCGCAGUACUGCUGUUGGUCGCAGUGUCAGCGGAGCUGCUGCUACUGGUGGUGCUGUUGGUCCCGGCAACAGCAGCCUCCUGGAGAUCGACCCAGUCAUCCUAAUCCAACUGCUGGAUCUGAAGGAGCGUAGCAGCGUGGAGUCUCUGUGGGGUCUUCAGCCUCGGCCUCCUGUGUCUCUCCUGCACAGCCAAGCUCAUCCUCACUCCAGGAAAGAACGAGAGCGGCGGCCUCAGGUGGUGCGACGAUCAGCUCCAGACUCGGGGGUCCUGAUCCGCCUCAAGGCACAGAUGGCUGAGGUCCGCAGCAAGAUGUCUGAUGUGAAGAGUCAAGUGAUGGAGGCCCGGGGGACUGGAGAGCCAAGGCCUAGCCCAUCGGGAAGCUUUAGCGUGGAGGAGGUGCCCUCUCACCACACUGACUCAGAGCUGUCAGCUUGUCGUAAGCCCGGCGAGCUGGACCUGCUGGGGAGAGCAGCUGCGGCUCGGUCCAGGCCCUGCCGCCCUGCCAGGAAAUCACUGUCCCCAGUCCUGGACAGUAGCGGCUCUCUGGUGAUGAAGAGAAGGAGUCCAGAGGAGAUGGAGAAGGACCUGAGAGGAGCAGAUGUCGCCUCAGAGAUCAACCUGCCUCAUCUUAAAGAAGGGCUGGGAGGUACAGAGGGAGUGCUGAAGGCCGAUGGCACCCAGACCCCCCUCGUGUCCCUCAGCAUCUCCUCAUCUGAUCAGGCCUCCACCUCCAAGCAGCAGUACUCGUUGGUGGAGCAACAGCAGCAGAUGUAUGGGGCCUCAGGGUCCAGGGACGACAUCUUCUCCUUAGGAGGACCAAGCUAUAUGACUGCAAGCAAGAACUGUGGCAGCAGGACCCUAGGGGCAGCCAAGUUGGCCUUUGAAUCUGAGAGCACAGGAAACUCCCAUCAGUCAUUGCUGGAGGGCUCCUCUGCACAGCCACAGUCAAAUGAAGAUCAGUCACCAUCUGUUCUGGUGGCAGCAACAAGCAGUGACAGCGACACAGAGGACGAGGCUCUGCAGAGCAACAACUCUCGUUACGACAACCAGACUCCUCCUUGCGCAGGAGAGCAACUUCUCUCUGAUGACACGAGUCUACCCACUGACAGGUGAUUCCCUCCGUGUCUGAAAGAAACCCCCUGCUUUAUCCUCAACGGCCACAAAGUGAUGCAAUGACGGCCGAAGACGACACACGUUAGUUACGCAGAUCUGUAGAUUAGAAACUGCCUGUUUUGCAUGAAAUGGAAGACGAUGCAGCAGCUCACCUGCGUGUCCAGAAAUGGAAACAUUUCUCUUGGUGUCCUUUAUAGAAUUAAUGAUAAUGAUGGCUAGUUGGUCAUGUGUUCAUUGAUGGAGUUCAGGAAAAUAAAACCUGUUGAGAUGACCACAUUAUAGAAAUAGAACAUGCCCCUUUUAGAAGAAUCAACAUUUUAAUAUUUUCAAAUCUUUGACCUGUUUUAAAACUGGACUUUCACCACCAGCGUCCUCAGCAGGUUCAAGUCAUUACCCAGUUGGUCAUCAUUUAACAGGCAUUAACAUCCUUCCAGUUUUUCAUGGUCAGUUCAGUAAGUGUGCCCAGGGAAAACAUUUUGAGACAUUUGAGACAUAAACAUUUAGCAAUAUUUAGGGCAUAAAAACCUGUCGGAGGCAUUACAUUUUCUCUGGACUGCAGGGCAUUUAGUCACUUCAAUUAACUUUCAGUACAAAAUCUCAUACCCUCUCAGUGUAUAAAUGCUUUUGUAAAUCUGCCAAGUCUACAGAGUGUUUGCAGGAGUCUGAGGAAAAACUGUACAUAAUGUGUAGCCUGUCAAUAAGAGCUGAGUGUUUUGUAAUGGCUUGCUGUUGGUGUUUAAUUCAGCCUGUCUGGGCUUUAGUCUCCACACCUACUCGACUUCCUUCACCCUGCAACUCCUAGCAUUGUUGCUCAAAAGACUUAAUUCAUUCCUCAAAUGUUCCGUUUUAGCGACACAGCAGCUUGUUGCAUAAAAUCAGUGCUUUUCUUCCUCGAGGUGAACAUGUAGUGCUUCAUUAACUUUUCUGGUAACUUUAUGUAAAUGUCUUUGCUCUUAAUGCCAGCAGCAGCCACCACAGUGUCUGUCUUUAUGUGACAUUUGAAAAGGCUAAAUGGUCACUGACUCACACGGAUUAUAAAACUGCUACUGCACUGAUGUCUGUGGGCUGAAACUUUGACUUAUGCUGCAGACCUGACAUCCCCCCCCGACAUUACGGAUCGUAGUUACAAAUGCAACAUGCCGUAAAUUUACUAGAUGACUGAAAAUGAAAACUUGGGCCAGUAUCAUUCAUUUAAACAAGUCGUUUGACACUUUGGGAAAUAUUUGCUUUCUGGUGGAGAGGAAAGCUCCAACCUACAACUGGUCUGCUUAGCUUAGCUUAGCAUACAGACUGGAAACAGCUCGCAAAGUGAACAAUGUUCCUCUGCUGACAUGUGAUGCUCUGAAAGGGUGGAAACUCUGAGCUGAAUUAGUGACGUCACGGCAGCUGUUUCCCAUCAGCUGUCACCACAGAAUACCCUGAAAUAGACCCUAUUUUCCACAGCAGACAAUUUGACUUAUCGUAGCAGGAAAGGCACAGGUGUUAUUAAUAGAAUUAGCGAUGGCUCUGUUCUGUUCAAGUGUUCCAGUAAGCCACAACUGAGCCAUCAUCAAACUGAUGCAGCUAAAUGGAACGCGUUGUUAAAACAUAGUAUCAGUCACACCUGUGCUUUUCCUGUGGCAAGUGGCAACUCAAAACGUCUGCUGUGUAACAAAAAAGAUAUAUGAAACAUUCUUUUUAAAGUGUUUUUUCACACUAAUUACACAAUAGACCAUAUUCACAUUCAUACCCGGGAAGGUGAUACAUUUUCACCUCUGCCUCCUGAUUGAUCAGGAACUGAAAAGAUGAAUAAAAUCUGGAGGGGCAUCAAGCCGUAUGUCAAGGUUUAACUACAUGUUUGUUAACUCAUUCGCCAACAUUUACUUUUUAGUUGGUGAUCUAUCAGGAAGUGGAUUUGUUGGAUUCUUUCUUUACAGGACUUGCAAUCUGGAACACAGUCAGAGGAACAUGGCUGCUGUGUUAAUAUUGUCUAUCGAGGUGAAUGAAGAGCUCAGCUAAGGAUUAUUUUCAGAGUCAAAUCAUGUACCGAUUUUCUAAAUCAAUCAUUUGGUGUUCAAAAUGUCAGCAAAGAAUGAGAACUGUCCUUCACAAUUUUCCAGAAACCCCAGCUGACAUUUCCAAAUGUCUUGUUUAUGUUGUUUUUGUCCAGCCAGCUGUUUAAAAUUCAUAGGUUCAUUUAAAUAUCAUAGAAAGGCAAGAAACAAGAAAAUAUUAACAUUUGAGAAACAUUUGAAUUUUUCAACACAAUGUUGGAUAACUGGUCCGUGAGGAUGGUUGAAUUAUUUUUGUGGAGCUGUGAAAAAUUACAUUUGAAAAAUUGAACAGCAACCCGUCUUUCAAGAAACGGUUUAUCUGUUACUGCACGUUUUGGUACUUUCGUCCACAAAAAGUAUUUACAGAAACUGCUGGGUAAAAGUGACGUUUCUGAUUCAUUUUUCACAUAUGCUUUCCUACAUCCUGAGCUUUGAUUGUGUUGGCAAGCACUCAGACAUUUUGCAAACCUGGACAAAUAAAACAACUAUCUGCAGGGUUAUAAAGAGGAAAGAGAGAGAUGGGUUGUUUUUUUUUCUAAUUUGGUUGAAUAGACCCGUCAGGUUGAACUUGUGCUGCAUUGAGGGAUCUUUUAAUUUUAAUGUAACUUGAUGGCAAGGGUUUAAAAAAUCCAUGUAAUUAUGUAACAUGUUCUUUGUGCUGCUCUGCUGGCUCACUGCUUCACUGACUUUUCUUACUGGAUAUCUUAUUAUUCACCUCACUACUCUUAACAAACAUGGCAAACUUGUGUCAAAGGCUGCUGCAAAAUGGUGCCCAUUACUGGGAGAAAUGUCACGUUACCCUGCUGUGUUAAAAGCUGGCGAGGUUGAGAACAGAAGUACAACAUGUUUGGAAGUUUAACAGACUUUUCUGCACUUUGACUGUGAAGCGGACCUUUCCUCUUCAUUCAGCCACAACUUAGAUUGAAGGCCACUUAAUCUUCAGAUCGACUUCUUCAGUCGGUAGUUUACAUUGUAAAUAUUUUGUGUAUACAGUUGUGUCGCUUGCUUUACAUGUGCCUGGAAGUGCAUGGCUUUACUGGCAGGAUUAGAGGAGAAGGGACGUCUUGUUUGCACCAAGUCGAACUGAAAUCAUCUAUAUUGAAUUUAUUUUUGAAAUGUAGUCUCCUCUACAGCUGCAGUCCACUUUAUCAUGUGAGUUUUCACUUUCCUUUGUUACAGCUGCUUCACGUGUUCACGUACAUGAUCGAGAAGCAGCCAGACACUCACCAUUUAUUAACCUUUUCUCUUAUUUGUGCUUGUUGUGGCAAAAGUUUUCAUUUUGAGUGUUCCCAGAAUGCACUUUGCAUUAUUUGAUGUGUACAUUUCAUUAAUAUGUAAUAAAUCAUGUUUUAAGAUCCUGGAAAA
Acanthopagrus latus (yellowfin seabream) is the source of this 6580-nucleotide messenger RNA. RefSeq names its product tripartite motif containing 37 (gene trim37). The record is from RefSeq and is a predicted model, not a curated record. Gene Ontology annotation, biological process: protein autoubiquitination; negative regulation of centriole replication. The coding region runs from base 321 to 3182 and encodes 953 amino acids. The transcript is spliced from 25 exons. Gene Ontology annotation, molecular function: zinc ion binding; ubiquitin protein ligase activity; tumor necrosis factor receptor binding. Lineage: Eukaryota; Metazoa; Chordata; Actinopteri; Spariformes; Sparidae. Gene Ontology annotation, cellular component: peroxisome; aggresome.